Molecule: messenger RNA, 821 nt
Organism: Suillus plorans
Lineage: Eukaryota; Fungi; Basidiomycota; Agaricomycetes; Boletales; Suillaceae
Exons: 2
Coding region: 206-769 (187 amino acids)
Source: RefSeq, a predicted model, not a curated record
AAGACUCCAUUGGUAUUAUACCAUGUAAUGUCUGCAUUAGGCAAACCUACAAUACGGGAAAAUAAUAAUAAUAUGUAAAUGUAUGUAAACUGCCGGCAGAACUACUCAGAGAUCAUUCAUUUCAUCCACUAAGUGUACUUAUAAAUAUUGGUGGGACACAUUCAAACAUGUUUGCGGCAUCAGCAUCUGAGUCCAGCUUUACAGCAUGGAUUCACCUUGGGAGGAAGACCCACGAGCAGACUAUGCUCCCGAAGCAGACUGGGCAAAACUCUCUAAUGAGUUCACAAACUCUGGAUACCGAGAAGGGAUAAUCGCAGGCAAGGAAUCCGCACUUCAAGAGGGGUUCGACGCUGGUUUUGCGCAUGUAGGAGUUCCGAUUGGCCGUGAUCUGGGAUCAAUGCGUGGCGUAAUCUCUGCGAUUGCAUCAUUUUUGAGCUCAAAAAGCCAAGAAAACCCAACAACCCUAACAACUGCACGCCAAAUAUCAUCUUCGCUCGCAGGCAUUCGCUUCUCCGAUAUCGCUCCUGUCGAUCAGGAAGCAGAGCAACACGCCAGAGAGCAUCUUGAUGCAAAUGACGAUCUAAUCGAACAGAGUGAGGAACUUUUGCAGAAGAGAGAGAUGGAGGGAUUAGAAGAUAUGCUGCAGAGGCUCACUGCUGGUGCUACAAGUAGACCGUUGCAGGGUAGGCCAACUAGAGAGGACGUGAUUCGUUUGAAGGAAGGUAUUCUUACGCUGGGUGCCCAACUGGGCUUAGAUGUCAUACCCUAGUUUGGGGUUAGGGCUAGGUCUUACUAUGAUUGACACGUACCACUUUGCAACU